Cantharellus anzutake is the source of this 1629-nucleotide messenger RNA. RefSeq lists its product as uncharacterized. The transcript has 2 exons. Lineage: Eukaryota; Fungi; Basidiomycota; Agaricomycetes; Cantharellales; Hydnaceae. The coding region runs from base 354 to 1520 and encodes 388 amino acids. The record is from RefSeq and is a predicted model, not a curated record.
UGGUAUUUUUCCUUUAUCCCUUUAGCCGUUUGCCCCAUUUAUCCCCUUUCUGGGAUACUCCUUUCCCGCGGGAUUCCGACUUGCCCCCUCCGGGGUGUUGGUUGGCAUGGAUAUUAUUUAUCCAACUCACCCGAACCUUAUUUUUAUACUCCUCAUUCCCUCAUAUAUUCAAAUGACUUCACUUGUCCAUGCAUGCGUCCAUAUUUUGAAACUGACUCUCCUCAUCGCCCCCCCCCCCUCACUACUUCCGUUGCGAUAGAUACACAGCACGCGCCCGGCUCCUGAAACGAUCCGGCGAGAAACGUGUCAAGGAGCGGACGAGUCCUCGAUCGAUACUGAUAGGCUUACUCGAGAUGACGGAAGGUCUCAUCGAGUUUGUGUAUCAGGUGUAUAUCACGGACGUGAUGAACGGAAGGGUGAACGUUAACAGUUGGCUUACGUUUCAUGGCUUGAUGAAUGUUUGCAUGAGUCGGUGGCAGGAUCAUGCGACGACGGAUCGACAACGGUUGAUGGUCGGAUUAAUACAUCUCGUACAGGCGAGCGUGUACUCACGCACAUCUAGCAUUAAUUUUAGAGAUAUGAGCAGGCGAAUGGAUCAAUUAACGUCGACGUCCCCUGCGCCACCUAGUGUUCCACCGCCACCCUAUAGCGUCAUGUCUUCCACGACUUCCAUGGGCCUUGUACCGCCAUCCUCGGCGGCACAUGGUGGCACGCCAAACCACCCAACACCACCUCUUAUCUCCCCCGAACCAUCGCCUCGUGCAUCUUCUUCCACAUCCUCACCAUCCCCUUCCGUCGUGGGUCACCACGCAUCUUCCUCCAUAUCAUCCCACCCAUCGCAUGGAACACCCAACCCACACGCACCUUCACAACCUUCAUAUCUCCAUCAUCCCCAACAAUCCCAACAUGGGAGCACUCAACAGCCAAGACCGCCCCCGUUACCUGAAGUUUGGGAUUUACUUCGGCAUACACAUCGGAGCGCAAAAGGGUUUGCGGACGCUCACGCGAUGUUGAAUGGGAAGACGAUGGGCAAGUUCUUCCCUGUUACCUGGGGAAGGUGCCUUGAGUGUCGGUUUGGGAUUCGUGAGGGGAUGUGUGUCUCUCUUGCGGCAUGUGCAAAGGAGGACCCAAUUUCAUCAUCAUCUACUUCUACUUUCGGUCCUGCCUCGUCAUCGGCUACCGGUUCUACCUCUGCAUCCGCUACAUCUCCAUUUUCCCCUUCUUCCCUAGCUUCGACACCCCUUGAUACUGGAUCGGGGGGAAAGGAGGAAGGAGAAGCGGAAGAAGCGGAAGAAGGUGAGAUGGAGGAAGAUGGAGGAAAUGCGACAGCGGUAUCAACAGGAGGCGAAGAAGAGCCUGAAGUGGCCGGAUGGUAUUGGCCUGUUAUGUCAGGCGAUCAUGUGCCGCACAUGGUUGGGUUUGCGAAGAGUCUGCUUUGGGAGUUUGCAAGGGCUGAGGUGGGUGCGAGUGGGACGAAAGAGGCAUACAGAGGAGAUGCUGGCGUGAACGUGGAUUAUUGAGUGAGUUGUCAUCCAAAGCGCCUGGUGGAAAGUGGCCCUGGUUUUGGGUGUUUCUUUUUUCGUGGCCAGAUCUCAGGCGUCACUGCGCAGGUGGCAUAGUGGGCUAGAU